Messenger RNA from Aptenodytes forsteri (emperor penguin), 1404 nucleotides. RefSeq names its product protein disulfide isomerase like, testis expressed (gene PDILT). Lineage: Eukaryota; Metazoa; Chordata; Aves; Sphenisciformes; Spheniscidae. Gene Ontology annotation, cellular component: endoplasmic reticulum. Gene Ontology annotation, biological process: protein folding. The record is from RefSeq and is a predicted model, not a curated record.
AUGAAGACACAUCAGUUUUUCUCUCUGCCAUUAUCGUUUCUCACAGGCUCCCCGGCAGCAGACAGCAUAAGCCCAAAUGAAACAAAGCCAAAGAAAGCCAAACUCCCCAAAAUAAAAAAGGAGAACAACGUACUCUUGCUGAAAAAGAGCAACUUUGACAGAGCAUUGAAGGAAACUGAGUACCUGCUGGUGGAGUUCUGUAUCAAUUUCCGCUUCAGACAGGCCUCAGCCUUUAUUACAUGGGUGAAAAGAAGAACAGGACCUAGCACUGUUUUAAUCAACUCUACUGAUCAGGCUGAAGCCAUCAUACGUGCUGACAAUUUGGCAGUGAUUGGCUUUUUUUAAGUCAAGGAACUUCACAAUGACAGUGUGGAACUCUUCUGUGAGACGGCAAGAGAAGUGCCAGAGAUGCCUUUCGGGAUGACAGCCAGCGAGGACAUCUGUGCUAACUACGGCAUCCAAAAGAACACUCUUGUGUUUAAGAAGGUAGGAAUGCAAGUCUAGCAGGCAAGGGACAAUAAUGAAGUGCUUGAAGAUGGCAGACAGAACAAACUGGAUCUAACGAGGCUAAUCAAAACCUUUACCUUGGAUUUGGUCACUGAGUAUGAUCUUGAGACAUCUGUGAAGAUUUUUGAUGUCCCUGUUGAAAAUCACAUCCUGCUGUUCACCCCAACAAACUCAGAGACAUUCAGUGCAAUUUAUGAAAACUACAAGUCUGCUGCUGCGGAAUUUAGAGGAAAGAUGUUUAUCUUGGUGGAUACUAAUGAAACAAGGAAUGGACGGUUUGAGUAUUUUCUCAUGAGGGAGGCUGACGUUCCCGCCGUGAGAAUCGUAAAUCUGACAAACCAUGCAAAGUACAAAAUGCCUGCAGACAAGGUGACUGCGGAGAACCUAAAAGAAUUUUGCCAGAGCUACCCUAAAUGGAAAAGCAAAAGGUAUCUAUAUCUAUCUAGUGAAGAAAUUCCAGAGGACAGGAACAAGAUGCCUGUCAACGUGCUUGUUGGGAAGAAUUUCAACAGGUUUGUCUUCAAUAAGACCAUGACUGUGUUUGUCAUGUUUUAUGCCCCUUGGUCCUAUGACUGCAGAAAACUCCUGCCAAUCUGGGAUAAGCUAGGAGAGCAAUACGAAGGUUGCAAAGACAUAAUCAUUGCGAAGACAGAUGUCACAGCAAACGACAUCCUGUCCGUUGGAUUAGAUUGCUAUCCGUUCUUCACACUCUUUCCUGCUGGACCAGAUUACCAGGAGGUGGCCUAUGCCAGGGAGCAUACCUUGGAGGCAUUCUCUGAAUUCUUAGAAGAACAAAGCAAGACAAAAGCAGAACCAGGAGAGAAGGAUCCUUCAGGAGGAAUCAAGGAGGAUCUCAGCCAAAAAGAGACUGUAAUAACAGAGAAAGAAGAACUGUAA